This is a messenger RNA of Sardina pilchardus (European sardine), 804 nucleotides long. It is a transcript of the gene drc8, whose product is annotated as EF-hand calcium binding domain 2. Bases 53 to 544 code for a protein of 163 amino acids. The transcript has 7 exons. NCBI's taxonomy places the organism in Eukaryota, Metazoa, Chordata, Actinopteri, Clupeiformes, Clupeidae. Gene Ontology annotation, molecular function: calcium ion binding. The record is from RefSeq and is a predicted model, not a curated record.
GGGGAGGAGGCAGCAGUAUCCUAGCAACUACAUCACGCAAACAUAAUGAAACAUGGCGGAUGAUAAGGAUAAUGCAGAGGCCAUCCUCUCAGAGGUUCAUAAGAAGAUCAGUGAUGCCUUUGAUCUAUUUGACCAUGAGUUCAACAAAACAGUAGAUGUCAGGGAGAUUGGAACCAUAAUACGGUCACUGGGAUGUUUUCCAUCAGAGGUAGAAUUACAUGAUGUCAUUUCUGAAGCUGAAGAUGAGGAGCCAAUGGGAUACAUUCGCUUUGAGAGGUUCCUUCCGGUCAUGACGAGGGUCCUGAUGGAACGCAAGUUCCAGCCCAUCACAGAGGAUCUGCUGCUCCAGGCGUUUGAGGUUUUAGAUCAACAGAAUAAAGGCUAUUUAGAAGCAGAAGAAUUAACAAAGUAUAUGACACUGGAAGGAGAACCCUUCACCCAAGAGGAGAUGGAGGAGAUGCUCUCAGCUGCCCUUGACCCUGAGAAGAAUGUUGUCGCCUACAAGGACUUUGUGAGCAUGAUGGUCAUUGAUGAUGCUCAGUGAUCGCCUGUUCAGAACCCAAACAGUGUCGGACUGGGGAGUGGUCCCUGAACUAUCCCCCCCCCCCCCCCACACACACACACACAAAAUGUCAUCGACUCAUUACAUUCUUCUGCCAAUGAAGAUGAUAAUAACAUUCCAUUAAAAAAAGCAAAGUCUUUCUUUAUUUACACAUUCUCUCCAGAGAAAUACAGAAGGUAUUCCCACAAAUCCUUUAUUAUUGGUUGUGUAUCACCAAAGCUAAUAAAAUUUUACUCAACUGA